GUCCUCUUUCUUCUCACACGAGCCGGGGAGCGAGCUGUUGAGAACGUGUACAAUCAUUAGUUUUCGCCAAAUCAUCGCCAAACUCAUAAUCUAUAUCCGUUGUCCAGUCUUAGUCUAUAACUAGAUUUUCGUGUACCCACUACCAAAGAUGGGUGAUAGACAAAGACGCCUUCAUUGGGCCGACGAUGAACAUUCAAACCACUCACCAACAACGUCGACCACCGCCUCUACGGCGCUAAUCGACAGCCGUGGAAGCGAAUUCAAAGGACUUCAUAGCUUUAGCAGACUCGCUCAUAAGCCCUUGGGAAUUUUGACGGGCCUGUGCAACAGCAUCUGGCGAUGGGUUGCUGAAUGGUUCGUAACGUCGGAUAUUCUAGGCCCCAUUUUUGGCGUAGCCGUUGCGACAUCCCUCAUAAUAAUUCUGUUGUAUCUUCUGGUUUUCAUAUACAAGCCUGUUUCUACUAAGGUAGACUUACCACAUGAUUUUAUUUCUAAUAAUGGAAUCACUACCGAUGGUAAACCAGUUGAUGGCAUCUCCCGUUGGCUGACGGAUUUCACCCGCUCAGUCAUACCUAGGAAUUGCCAUUCCCAUAACGACUACUGGCGACCAUAUCCGCUAUUUUCAGCACUUGCGGCAGGCUGUGUAAGCGUGGAGGCAGAUAUCUGGCUUAGUGACGACGGUCUUGAUCUCCUGGUUGGCCAUGAUCGUAGCUCCCUCUCGAGCGAACGGACUCUCCAAACGAUGUACCUGGAUCCACUAUUAAUGAUCCUUGAGUACCAAAGUCUACAGAGGCCUAUUACGGUAUUUAGACAGGCACACGGAGUCUUUAAUACCCAGCCGGAUACCGCUCUUAUCCUCCUAAUUGAUGUGAAAACGAAUCCGACCGACACCUGGCCGCUCUUGAUAAAGCAGCUUGAACCGCUUCGGAAAAAAGAAUUCCUUACACGCUUUAUUGCCAAGCAGGGCAUCUGGCCAGGCCCUAUCACAGUCGUUGGCACAGGCCUUCUAGACCGAGCCACCUUUUUUGAUUACAAACAUCAAAGCUACGCCGAUUACGAGACCUUUCACGACACCUUUAUAGAUGCGCCAUUAAGCACUUUGGCACAGGAUAAUACGUUGUCGCAGGUUCCCAGCUCCCGCCAAGCGCCCCUUGGCCAGAUCUUGAGCAACUUGAGCCAGUUAUGGUCUGCAAAUGAUGCAUACUAUGCCUCAGCUUCUUUCAAAACAACAAUUGGAUCAGUACGAACCGGCUUUACAAAAGAACAACGGGACAAAGUGAGGGCCCAAGUUCAAGCGGCGAGUCAGAGCGGGCUUAAGUCCAGGUACUGGGACAUCCCUGACUGGCCUAUUGGGUACAGGGAUUACAUCUGGAGGGUAUUGACCGAGGAGGGCGUUGACAUGCUCAAUGUAGACGACUUGGAAAGUGCUGCUCGUCGGGGUUGGACACAAUGGUAUCUAAGGGAUGUACUUUGGAUGUCACUGGUAUCGCUGUACCUAUUGAGCUGUGGCAUUGUCGGUUUGUUUCUGCUUACCCGACAUUCACGGAGCCAUAACGCACAUACGUAAUAAAACAAUUCAAAGACUGAUUACUAAAGAGCUAUAGAGAUAUAUUCUUAAAUACAUGUAGGCUAUGGAGUC
Messenger RNA from Colletotrichum navitas, 1639 nucleotides. RefSeq lists its product as uncharacterized. Gene Ontology annotation, biological process: lipid metabolic process. Gene Ontology annotation, molecular function: phosphoric diester hydrolase activity. Lineage: Eukaryota; Fungi; Ascomycota; Sordariomycetes; Glomerellales; Glomerellaceae. The coding region runs from base 149 to 1567 and encodes 472 amino acids. The record is from RefSeq and is a predicted model, not a curated record. The transcript has 2 exons.